Molecule: messenger RNA, 744 nt
Organism: Pseudomassariella vexata
Lineage: Eukaryota; Fungi; Ascomycota; Sordariomycetes; Amphisphaeriales; Pseudomassariaceae
Product: glycoside hydrolase family 61 protein
Exons: 5
Coding region: 1-744 (247 amino acids)
Source: RefSeq, a predicted model, not a curated record
AUGAAGGUUUCUUGGUUGACAGCAUUGGCCUUUGGUCUCUCCGCCGAGGCCCACUGUAUCAUCCAGAAAGUCACAGUCAACGGUGCCGAUCAAGGCUCCCUUGUCGGCCUUCGCGCUCCCAACGAUAACAACCCAGUCUACGAUGUCUCAUCGUCCGACAUCAUCUGUCAGAAACAAGGCUCAACCUCCAACAAGCUGAUCAACGUCGCCGCGGGAGAUAAGCUCGGAUUCUGGGCUCAGCAUGUCAUUGGUGGGGCGCAAUUCCAAGGCGACGCGGAUAACCCGAUAGCCAAGAGCCACAAGGGUCCGAUCACGGUGUGGCUUGCUAAGGUCGACGAUGCCGUCUCAGCCUCCAAGACGGGUCAGAAGUGGUUCAAGGUCUGGGAGGACACGUUCAACACGGGCACCAAGCAGUGGGGUGUCGACAAUAUGAUUGCCCAGAACGGGUGGAUUAACUUCCAACUACCGAGCUGCAUCGCCUCCGGCCAAUACCUUAUGCGCGUCGAGAUCCUCGCCUUGCACUCUGCUAAGAGCCCCAUGGGUGCUCAAUUCUACAUAUCCUGCGCGCAGCUUCAGGUUACAGGCUCUGGAUCCUUCUCGCCGAGCUCGACUGUCAGCUUCCCAGGGGCGUACCAGCCGAAUGAUCCAAGCAUUGUGAUCAACAUAUACGGCCUCACGGGACAGCCCGACAACGGAGGCAAGGCAUAUAAUGCUCCGGGUAAUGUUCCUGUCAUUCAGUGUUAG